AUGGCCCUCAAGACCCUCUCCGCAAAGGCAGCUACUGCUCUUGACCAGGAGCUCAUGAGCACCUGCGCCUUCUCACUCGACCAGUUGAUGGAGCUUGCUGGACUAUCAGUCUCACAAGCUGGCGGCGAUGGUCUUGUCGCUGCUAGACACCUCCGACACUAUGGGUACCAGCCAUCGGUUUACUACCCCAAACGAGGCAAAAAUGAACUCUACCAGCGUCUGACAAAGCAGCUCGAGGACCUCGAGGUUCCUUUCGUGGAUGACUUUAAAGCUGCCCUAAGCGCGUCCGAUCAUGUGGUGGACGCUAUAUUUGGCUUCAGCUUCUCUGGUGAAGUCCGUGAGCCAUUCCCGGCUAUCAUCAGGGCUUUGGCAGAGACAAAGGUCCCAGUGACCUCAGUCGAUGCGCCCUCGUCGUGGGAUAUCGAGAAUGGCCCACCAGAGCCUGGACAAGUUGGGUCAAACUUCAACCCUGCAGUCCUAGUCAGCCUAACCGCGCCAAAGCCUCUGGCCAAACACUUCAAAGGCCGUCAUUUUGUCGGUGGCAGAGGCCUCGUGUUUGCUCAAAGUAUUGCACUUGUCGAUUCAGGAGAGAGGCAUGACAUGAUCCUCACCAACUGCAGGUUUGUCACGCCGGCGAUCGCGACAAAAUACGACCUCGACUUGCCCGAAUAUGACGGGAUCGACCAGAUCGCCGAAGUUGCAGCGGACAGCGCCAGCACCGAAAAACUCUGA
Pyricularia pennisetigena is the source of this 732-nucleotide messenger RNA. RefSeq lists its product as uncharacterized. The coding region runs from base 1 to 732 and encodes 243 amino acids. The transcript has 6 exons. Gene Ontology annotation, cellular component: mitochondrion. Gene Ontology annotation, molecular function: NAD(P)HX epimerase activity. The record is from RefSeq and is a predicted model, not a curated record. NCBI's taxonomy places the organism in Eukaryota, Fungi, Ascomycota, Sordariomycetes, Magnaporthales, Pyriculariaceae.